Paramormyrops kingsleyae is the source of this 845-nucleotide messenger RNA. RefSeq names its product peptidylprolyl isomerase (cyclophilin)-like 1 (gene ppil1). Gene Ontology annotation, biological process: protein folding; protein peptidyl-prolyl isomerization. Gene Ontology annotation, cellular component: catalytic step 2 spliceosome. Gene Ontology annotation, molecular function: peptidyl-prolyl cis-trans isomerase activity. NCBI's taxonomy places the organism in Eukaryota, Metazoa, Chordata, Actinopteri, Osteoglossiformes, Mormyridae. The record is from RefSeq and is a predicted model, not a curated record.
UUAUUGACUUAUUUAGUUCUAUUUUUAUCUUUAUUGUGUGUUCAGUUAAAAAAGUGUAAUAUUUAUUAUGGGACUAUUUUGUAAAGCUUUUGUUUCCUUACGGACGCUGUUUUUGACGUACCCCGCACGCGGAAUUGUGUCUGAACUGUGUUAAUGGUCGUUUUAUGUGUGCUUAAGUUUAAUUUGCACAUUUGUCAUUAAAGAUGUCUGGUAUUCCACCGGAUUCGUGGCAACCGUCAACAGUAUCACUGGAGACGUCAAUGGGCACCAUCGUUGUGGAACUGUACUGGAAGCAUGCUCCGAUAACUUGUAAGAACUUUGCCGAGCUUGCCAGGCGUGGGUACUACAACGGUACCAAGUUCCACCGAAUCAUUAAAGACUUCAUGGUACAGGGAGGUGACCCGACCGGAACUGGACGUGGUGGUGCCUCCAUAUAUGGAAAGCAGUUUGAAGAUGAACUGCAUCCCGAGCUGAAAUUUACAGGGGCUGGCAUCCUGGCCAUGGCCAACGCAGGUCCCGACACCAACGGGAGCCAGUUCUUUCUCUCCCUGGCACCCACACAGUGGCUGGAUGGCAAACACACCAUCUUCGGCCGAGUGUACCAGGGGAUCGGGGUCGUCAACCGUAUUGGCAUGGUGGAGACAAACUCUCAGGACCGACCUGUAGACGACAUCAAAAUCCUCAAAACCAGCCUGCCAAAUUGAGUUUCUUCCUCUCCUGUAUAGUGUUUAAAUACAUGUUUUUUAUAUACAGUCUUUGUGGUAAUGAUUAAUUUCUUUGCAAUAUUAUGGUUUAUUGUGCAUAUGCAUCCUGUUUCAAGUAAAUAAAGUGGCCAUAUAUCCACA